UUAAACGAUACAAAAAUGUCAUCUGCACACAAAAUUAAAUCGUCUGUUUCAAAAAGUAGGCUAUUUUACAGUCUUUGGCAAUGUAGACAUUAAUGAAAGGUAACUCAAUUGUCAAACAAAGCAGCUUGGAAAAUUGAGAUGGCUAGGCGGAAAAAGAAAGGAAACUCAAGAAAGCGCCCUCUUGUGUUCACAGAGAGUCCAGUUGAAGCAAGUCGUCAUUACCCAAGUCCUGUUUUUUCAGCGAGAAACCCAGUUGGAGCAGAGCUUGUUCCGGUGACAGAAAAAUUGCAAUCUUGGGUGUCACCACAGUUAGAUCCAAAUGCACCAUACACCCCACCAAGACGCCAAAGACGCUGCAGAGCAGCCUGCACCCUGGACCCAACUCAGACCCAGAGACGGGAGAUUACAAGGAAAGACGCUGCGGGUCACUACACAAGUUUACAGUUCAUCAAGAAGGCUGCGGACAAGAGAGGAAAGAUUGCCAAUGGUGGAGAAUUAACAAGUUCAUCAGAUUCAUCAGUUACCUUGACUGAGUAUGAUUUGGAAUCAUCCCCAACAUCUAAUCCCUUGGGAUUACUAUCAGGUUGUGAAUCUAAAUCAGCUGAAAAGCAGAGGCCUCGAGUUGGUGAGCUUGGCCGCACCCGUGCCCAACGAAGACGGUCACGAUCUGAGAACCUGAUCCACCAAACUUGGAAGAAUCCGUCACGAACAAACAAAGAUGUUGAUGUUCCUCUAGAAGCUAGUUCAAUCAGAACUGGCCAGAAAGAAAACAAUCAAAGGAAAUUUAACAAUCCAGGACAUCAGCCAAAAGAAAUUUCAUCUGAUGACAUAAAUGAAGAAAGUGACUGCUUUCCAUCCACCGGCAAAAAUGUGAUGAAUUCAAGACGGGUUUUAAGAACACGCUUUAACAUCGAAAACACUCAUGCCACUGACAGUGCUGAACAGAAAUCAAUCAAGAGUUCUUCACUUGAAUGUAGAGACUCCAUGUCACCUGAAAAAAAUUGUAGGCGCAGAUCAAUGAGACAGAAAUUGAACGCUUCAUAUUCUAGCGAUUUAGACCAUGGUAAGAAGAAAAGCUAUUGGCCAAAGACGAAGAAGUCAACGAGCAGAGGUUGUGUUCUUGCAUAUGACACACCAGAAGCAGAUUACGGGGUUGGUGUAAGUCUCCGCCGGCGGAGAAACCUACUACCUACUCCGGCUAAAAACAAACUCAUGAUGGGACUGUGAUGUCGUGAUGGGAUUGUCUUCAUGCCAAAGAUAGAGAUAAUUGCAAAGAGGAGCCGUUUCUCACAAUCACAAUGUUGUAUACAUGUACUAUCAACAGCUCUUCAUUGCUCUUUCUUUCAUCUUCCAUGGUUCAGGUAAGUUUUUAUUCUAACAAUUAUUUUAAAGGGAAGGUACACGUUUGGUAAUUGUCAAAGACCAUUCUUCUCAC
Molecule: messenger RNA, 1435 nt
Organism: Asterias rubens (European starfish)
Lineage: Eukaryota; Metazoa; Echinodermata; Asteroidea; Forcipulatida; Asteriidae
Exons: 4
Coding region: 139-1227 (362 amino acids)
Biological process (GO): cellular response to ionizing radiation; DNA damage checkpoint signaling; recombinational repair
Cellular component (GO): chromosome; nucleus
Source: RefSeq, a predicted model, not a curated record